AACACAACUGUCACAACAUUCGAUUGCACAGGAUCCGUCUUUCAGCUCGAGCUCCAAGUUUUUCCCAUCGUCCUCUCCGGAUUUUUACCGAUAGCUUGAGAAUGGCUAGCCGCGAAGCCGUACGCCGGACGGUCCAAUCCGUGCGACCCAUCCUAUCAGUGGACCGCGAGGAAGCACGCAAACGUGUGCUCAACCUCUACAAAGCAUGGUAUCGUCAAAUUCCGUACAUUGUGAUGGACUACGACAUCCCGAAAUCGGUGGAGCAGUGCCGGGAAAAGCUGCGCGAAGAGUUCCUCAAGCAUAAGAACGUCACCGACAUUCGCGUGAUCGAUAUGCUCGUCAUCAAGGGCCAGAUGGAGUUGAAGGAGUCGGUCGAGAUCUGGAAGCAGAAGGGACACAUUAUGCGCUACUGGAAGGAAAGCCAGGAACCGAAACCAACGGACUUCCUGUCUAAAUUUUUGUCCGGUCAAAAUUAAGUGCGCCG
Messenger RNA from Anopheles maculipalpis, 484 nucleotides. RefSeq names its product NADH dehydrogenase [ubiquinone] 1 alpha subcomplex subunit 6 (gene ND-B14). The record is from RefSeq and is a predicted model, not a curated record. Bases 102 to 476 code for a protein of 124 amino acids. NCBI's taxonomy places the organism in Eukaryota, Metazoa, Arthropoda, Insecta, Diptera, Culicidae. The transcript is spliced from 2 exons. Gene Ontology annotation, biological process: response to oxidative stress.